This is a messenger RNA of Acromyrmex echinatior (Panamanian leafcutter ant), 1138 nucleotides long. Its product is annotated as mucin-17-like. The record is from RefSeq and is a predicted model, not a curated record. NCBI's taxonomy places the organism in Eukaryota, Metazoa, Arthropoda, Insecta, Hymenoptera, Formicidae.
UCAGAGAGAAACCUGAAAGAGGAUAUGACAAUAGUUUAGCAAGCGUAACUGAACCGUUGCACGGCAUUGAAAAGCUGCUGAACGCGCUAUUGUUAGUGCCCGAUACGCAACGUGUUUACUGAGCGGACGCCAUUUUUUCCAUCAUAUUUUAAGACCGCUAUCUGAGCUCAACGUGUUGUCGGUUUAUAAACAAUAUGACAUAACCUAAAUAGACGUUUUUUCUAUUUAAAAGACCAGAAGGAAUCUGCCGAUGUGUUUUUGACACAUCGACAAAACAUGGACGAAUUGGAAAAGGAAUAUAUUUAUAAUAAUAUCAUAUAUAAAGUCUUUGCAACAAGAGAUGUGCACAACAGUUUACAGAACGAUCCAAACUUUUUUACGACAUAUUUUAUUGAAAAUAUGCCCUCACAAGAAGCAAUAUGCGUUUCAGAAAAAGUUUCAAUAUUUACAUGGACAAAGCAAGCAAUGAAAUUCGCGUUCGCGAGAUACAGAUUACUAAAGCCAUCUAUUGGAAAAAUAAUGGAUUUCUUUUUACUACACCUAAUAUUUAGAAAUGACUAUAAAUCAUGGACCAACAUUAUCUUCAAUGCCAUCAAUAAAUGCAAAAUCAAUUCCAUCCACGUCAAGAGUUACAAAUUCAGUGCCAUCCACGUCAAAAAUUACAAAUUCAGUGCCAUCCACAUCAAGAAUUACAAAUUCAGUGCCAUUCAUAUCAACAGAUGCAAAUUCAAUGUCAUCCACGUCAACAGAUGCAAAUUCAAUGCCGUUCACGUCAAUAGAUGAAAAAUAAUAAAUCCAACACAAAAUAAAAUGUCAUCUGCAGUUAUUGGAGUCACGAUCGCCAAGUUCCGAUAAAGAAAAUAAAAGAAGAUGAAGACGCUAUCGUUAAUGCAAAAGAAACAACUUGAUGCAGAAAACAGUAAAAUAGAAGAAAUAAAAAGACUAAAAGAGGCGAUGGAUAAUAGUAAUAAAUUACAAAAAGAAAGUAACAGUAUACUUAAAGAACGAAAUGAUUUAUUAAAAGAUAUUCUUUUGGAAAUGAAAAGAAGAAAGAAAAAGAAGAAUGAUUGAUACUAGUAUCAUGACUGAUUAAAUAUCAAGUUUUACUAUUGAUAUAUUGCUUUUUUUAAGUAUUGGA